AUGGCCUCUUCCCAACAAGCCACCAAGGUUAGCUAUGCCGAUAUUGCGAGUCGGCUAGCUGCUACCAUGCAACCCAGGGUAGCAAGGCCGGAAUACUCCAAUAUCGUGAAAGUGAAGCCAAGCGGGGGCAAAACUUUCGGUAGCACGAAGUCGAAGGUUAUCGGCGACUUCAUCCGUAAAGAGUGGAAUGAUAACAGUGAACUUGGUCAAAGCGUGCUUAGUUUAUCAAAAGUGAGAAGAGUUCGUGGUGGCCACAGGGCAUUUGUAAAGAGAACAAUACAAUCAUCUGACAAUUCAAUUGAUGAAUUUUCAAAUUCACCGAGAGAAAUAGAGAUUUUAGAAGGUUUCAAAGCAACAUUGAGUGAGAAGAAAUCAGUCCUUAGAAAUCAUGAGGAGAAGAUCCUUGAAUUCAUUGAAAGUGAAGAAGAAAUCAUGCAUGACAUUUCUGAGUCAAGUGAAUUUUGUGAACUUAUAAACAGAACUAUUUUUAGAAUUGAGUCGUGUCUUAAUCCGAAACCUCCACAGAUUGUGCCUACGGUAGAACAUUCAAAUAGUUUACCUGCUCCUGCUAUAGACAUUAUACCUAGACCAAAUAAUCCUAAAUUGACUGCUAAGCUUCCUAAAUUGACAUUGACUUCUUAUAAUGGUGAUCCUAAAUCAUGGCAAUCAUUUUGGGACAGUUUUGAUGCUGCAGUGAAUAGUAAUGACAGUAUUUCCAAGGUUGACAAGUUCCAUUAUUUGAAGGGACUUUUAGAGGGUGCAGCCUCAUUGUGUAUAGCAGGUCUAUCUUUGACUGAACAUAACUAUGACUCAGCUGUUGAAUUAUUACUUGAACGUUUUGGUAAUAAACAGGUUAUGAUUUCUAGUUACAUGGACGCUUUGAUUGAUUUGUCUCCAGUUUCUAAUUCUAAUGAUAUUAAACGUAUUCGGUCUCUUUUUGAUUCAAUUGAAGUUAGUAUAAGGAGUCUUGGUUCUCUAGGUGUAGAUUCAAACAGUUAUGGUUCUAUAUUGGGUCGUAUAAUUUUGAAGAAAGUUCCUGAAGAGUUUAGAUUGAUUAUUAGUAGACAGUGUGAUAAAGAUAAGUGGAGUAUUGAUGAGUUGUUGGCUUUGUUAAAAGAUGAAUUGGAAGCUAGAGAAAGAAUCAACCUAAUGAAUCCUGCGUCCAGUUCUAGUUCAACUUCCAGCCGCCCAAGUUAUUCAAGAAAACCAGAUUUUAGAUAUAAACCACAACCAACAACUGCAUCAACCCUACAUUCCAGUGCCACUCCUAGUAUAACUGAAGAAGAUCGUGGCUAUAGUAUGUUCCUACAAGACACUGGUUUUGAUUGUUCAAGUGUGUUAGGCCAAAAAUGGGACUGUCAAUUAGAUAUGUUUCAGUUUCAGUUUGAUAAAGUAUUGUCUAAUGCAGAACCUAUUGUGAUAUCCAAGAGAAGUAUAUUGAGUACUACUGCUAAGUUUUAUGAUCCAGUUGGUAUGAUAGCUCCAAUAGUUGUUUUGUUCAAGAUUGGUUUUCAGUUGGUUGCAGUAGCAAUCAGUUCCAGAACCAAGGCUGGUGAAAUUAAUCCAAAAGACGCCAUGGACGCAGUAUCAAAAGUAUGUGCCGACCACGUCACGAAUCAACAACCACCAAAUAAGGAUACCAAACCAAAGAGGAAGAGAUCCAGCACGGAUGUUCCGAGGACUGACGUAGUGGGUCAAUCAGUGGAAACGCCAAGAAAAGUUUAUACAGCUGAACAUCAAUGGCUUGAACGUACCUGA
This is a messenger RNA of Lottia gigantea (owl limpet), 1758 nucleotides long. RefSeq lists its product as hypothetical. The record is from RefSeq and is a predicted model, not a curated record. Bases 1 to 1758 code for a protein of 585 amino acids. The transcript is spliced from 5 exons. Lineage: Eukaryota; Metazoa; Mollusca; Gastropoda; Lottiidae.